AUGCCGGUCCGCGCGGGCGGAGUGCCCAGGGCGGGCGUGGGCGAGGCACCGACGGAGCGCUGGCCGGGCGCCGACGGAGCGCCGAGGGCGCGGGCGGGCGCUGGGCCGGGCGCCGACGGAGGGUCGACGGGAGCGGCCGGGCGCUGGGCAGCAGCACAGCGCAGGCGGGCUGCGGGAUCAGCACCGCCACCUCUCCCUUGGAUCCAGAUCAGCACCACCACCUCUCCCUUGGAUCCGGAUCAGCACCGCCAGGUCCGCCACCUCUCCCUUGCAUCUAGAUCAGCCCGUCUCCCUUGCAUCCAGAUCAACACCGCCAGGUACAUGGCUUCUUCAAAUGAGAAGACUAUUUCAUCAUCAAGUGGAAAAAGUGAUCCAUGUUGGAAAUAUGUUCAAUGCAUUAAUCCAAACAACAAGAAUGAUUUGAAAUACAACUUUUGCGAUAAAGUUACAAAAGGUGGAAUAUUUAGAGCUAAACAACAUAUUGUGGGAGGUUUUAGAAAUACAACCAUUUGUCAAAGAUGCCCACCACCUGUCCGAGAAGAGAUUCAGUCUUUUAUGAUAAAUAAGGUCAAUGCAAGCAAGAUGUUUGAAGGUAAUUUUCCGGAUAAUAUUAUUGAAGAAGAUGCUUUUGGCGGUGAUGAAGAAGAUGAAGAUGAAAAAACCAUUAUGAUGAGAUCGCACCAAGGAAGUACUAAAAUUUUGAAUGCAAAGAAACGACAACGGCAAAAGGGGCCAAUAGAUUUAUACUUCACACAAAAUGCUGAAAAUUCAAGAAAAAAGGAAAAAAAUCUGAAGCAAACAACAAUCAAUGAUACUUGCAAGAAGGAGUUGCGGGAACGAGCAUGUAGAGAAAUAGCUCGAUGGUUGUAUGAUGUAGCGAUUCCAUUUAAUGCCGUUAAAUAUCCUCAAUUUCAAGUAAUGAUCGAUGCAAUUGGUCAAUAUGGUAUUGGCAUGAAAGCACCUAGCUACCAUGAGGUCCGUGUCUCCUUGUUUAAUAAAGAAAUGGAGGAUGGCAAAAAGAUACUACAGUCCUUUGAAGAAGAAUGGGCACAUUAUGGUUGCUCUAUAAUGGCUGAUGGUUGGACAGACAAGAGGAAUAGGAUAUUGAUAAAUUUUUUGGUGAAUUCUCCAAAAGGAACUGUGUUCUUAGAAUCUAUUGGUGCUUCGGGUUAUGCAAAAACUGGAGAAAAAAUGUUUGAGUUGCUUGAUCUCAUGGUUCAACGUGUUGGAGAGAAAAAUGUCAUACAAGUAGUUACUGAUAGCGCAUCCGUUAAUGUCUUUGCAGGUAAGUGCUUGGAAGAAAAAUAUAAGAAUUUGUUUUGGACUCCUUGUGCAGCACAUUGUUUGGAUUUGAUUUUGGAAGAUAUUGGUAAGAUUUCAAAUGUGAAAAGAACUGUACAAAGAGCAAUCAGCUUAAACUCCUUCAUUUAUGUUCGACAGGGCAUGGUUAAUAUGUUGAGGAGUUUUACCUUUCAAAGAGAACUUGUUAGGCCGGGUGUUACAAGUGUGCUUCGAUUGGUUGAUGGUGAGAAAAAACCGGCUAUUGGAUACAUUUAUGAAGCCAUGGAUAGGGCCAAGGAAGCUAUAGCAAAGUUGUUUGGAGAAAAUGAAGAACAAUACAAAGAUGUGUUUGAUAUCAUUGACAAACGAUGGGAAUGUCAACUUCACCGACCUUUGCAUGCGGCUGGGCACUAUCUUAAUCCGGAAUUUUUUUAUGCCAACCCAAUGGAGAUUAUCAGAACUAGUGAGAUAAUGGAUGGAGUGCUUGAAACUCUAGAGAGAUUGGUUCCUGAUGCUUCAUGUCAAGACAAAAUCAACAAUCAAAUGAGUAUAUAUCAAAAUGCGGGUGGCAUAUUUGGAAGAAACUUGGCAAUUAGGAAUCGAAGUUUGAAAUCACCAGCCGAAUGGUGGAAAUCUUAUGGAGCCUCAACUCCAGAGUUGCUAGAUUUUGCAAUCAAAGUACUCAGUCUAACUUGUAGCGCAUCCGGUUGCGAGCGUAAUUGGAGUAUUUUUGAACAUGUUCAUACUAAAAAAAGGAAUAGACUUGAUCAACAAAAGUUGAAUGAUUUGGUCUUUGUGAAAUAUAACCGAGCACUAAAGCGUCGAUAUGAUGACCGUGAUCACAUUGACCCCAUUUCUUUACAAGAUAUUGAUGAUGCAAAUGAGUGGUUGAUGGGUACGCUAGAUCAAAAGCAAGGAGACGAUGAACUAGUGUUUGGUGAUGAUGACCUUACUUGGGAUGCAGUUGAAAAAGCGGCAGGGGUUGAUGAAAGCGCAUAUACUACUCGAGGUCGAGGAGGAGGAAAGGGAAUAAAUACUAGUGCUUCAAGUUCAAGGCCAUCAAAGGGGAAAGAGAAGGCAAUGAAGCCAUCAUUUGCUAGUUUGAGAACCCUUUUAAUUUCUAGAGAUGGCAAUGAUGAGGAAGAAAAUCUUGGAGAUGAUUAUUUUGAUGAAGAGAAUGAUGAAUUUGAAGAGAAAUUUGAUGGAGUUGGUGAUGAUGAUAAUUAUGAAGCACUUGAUGGUUUUGAAUAUGUUGAUGAUGAAAGUGAUUAG
This is a messenger RNA of Dioscorea cayenensis subsp. rotundata (Guinea yam), 2553 nucleotides long. RefSeq lists its product as uncharacterized. Bases 1 to 2553 code for a protein of 850 amino acids. Lineage: Eukaryota; Viridiplantae; Streptophyta; Magnoliopsida; Dioscoreales; Dioscoreaceae. Gene Ontology annotation, molecular function: protein dimerization activity. The record is from RefSeq and is a predicted model, not a curated record. The transcript has 7 exons.